Molecule: messenger RNA, 2682 nt
Organism: Biomphalaria glabrata
Lineage: Eukaryota; Metazoa; Mollusca; Gastropoda; Planorbidae
Product: transmembrane protein 214-B-like
Exons: 16
Coding region: 97-2139 (680 amino acids)
Cellular component (GO): endoplasmic reticulum; Golgi apparatus
Source: RefSeq, a predicted model, not a curated record
AUUCAUACACUGGUCAGUGCAUCUGUCACUAGCACUAAGACUAAAGACUCAAGAGUAAAGAUUUAGAUCUAGUCUAGUCUAUAUUAUUAGAACGAAAUGCAAAUGGCAUCUGCUACGCAGUGGGAAGUUGUGGGCAAGUCAAAAGUGAAAAAGACCAAAUCAAACCUUCAAACUGUGUCAAAGUCGCAGAAAAAGCAAUUUCUGGAAAAAAUGCCCAGAAUAGAGUCUUUAGCUCCAGUUAAAGAAGACAAAACAAUUUACUCAGCAUUUCUAGAGAAAGAACAACAGGCUGAAAAAAACAAGGAUGCUAAAGCUGUCAAUGGCCCAAACAAAAAGCCUGUUAUUCAGAAAAAAAAGAAGCCUGAACAGGACUCAAAAAAAAUGGAUAAGAUUGUUUCUGUUGAUGCUGCCAUCUCUCAAAUUGAUCCCCAAGAACUGGAGAGCACUCUGAGUCUAUCCAAGGAUAGGUUUCCAGAGAAUCAAGAUGUUUGGCUGAAAGAUCUGGCAUCUUUCUUGAAUCUCAAGUUUGAAAAUGUUAAAGAGUCGGAGAGUUCUUUGAACUUAAAGGGAAAACCUCAAGGUUACCCUCUGGAGUAUCUCCCUACCAAUAGCCAGAAAGUUUUAAAAGCUGUUGUAAAAAAGUUCUCUAAUCAAACUUUGGAUAGCCUAUUUGACUACUGUAUUCAAAUGAUGCUAACAGAGUCUACGAAAGAUAGACCAACAAUGGGCUACAGGAUUUUCCUGCAAGUUUUAGCACAUCACAAACCUGAAAUAGUUUUGGGAAAACUCCAUCAAUACUUAGAACUGUUAAAGACACAUCAGAACAGACCUUCUCAUUGUGUGUCUAUCUUAUGGGCUGUUGGUCAGUGUGGAGUCAAAAAUUUCAGCUACGGAAUGAAAGUUUGGCUUGAUCUGAUGCUGCCUGCCCUUGAGAUUCGUCAAGUUGCUUACUAUCCCAUAGAGUAUUUGGAAUAUCUGUUAGGAACUCAGAAGCAACCAUCCUCUGCUACUUGUGUAGUUGCAUUGAGAGACUACUUCAAAGUUCUGGAUAUUGUAUUUAAUCCAGGAUUUAAUCUGGCCAAUGAUCUUAAAAAAAGGUUGCUGGCUCUGUAUCCAUCUAUUAAGGAACUGGCUUUUGGUGAAACAGCUGCUCAGACACUAAGGACAUUUUUCCCGUCUUAUCUUGCACGGUUCAACCCGUCACUUAAUCCAGCUUUAAAACUUGAGCUUUUAGAAUGUAUGGUUAAGUGUCUGACAACUGACAAGCAAUCAUUCAGUGUGUGGUGUCAGCUGUAUUUGAAGCAUCUCACAGCAUCUGGCUUCCUUCUGGAAUACAUCAACCAUGAAUGGAGCAGGCUGUCCUCCCUCUUUGACAAGAAAUUGCUAAGGGAAACGCAAAGAGCUUUUUCUUUGACCAAUGAUGAGAUAGAAGCUCAAGGGAAAGGGGACAAAGGGUUUCCUCUGUGCCAAGCUGCUACAAAGGAACUAGCCAUGAAGAUUAACCACAGUAGCUUCCCUUGGUUCUUUUUAAUUUUCUUGUUGAUUUCCUUGGUGGGUUCAAUUGUAGCUUAUGACAUUUGGUCAAGCCCAAGCAUAUAUGCUUCAAGAACAAUGCGUUUUCUGGAGCACUAUGGCAUCCUGAUGGUUCUUGAACAAGCUUGGAGUCGUAUCAACACAUUUGUGUCUAUUCUCACAGAAUGGCUUAAGUUGAACUGCCCAGUUUACUAUGCUUACAUCUGUGAGACUGUUGGACCAUUUGUACUUUACAUUUGGGCUUCCAUUAAAGACUUUUUGAUAACUUCUGAAGUUGUUACUCGUCCACAUAGAAUCUGGAUGGGAGAAAAGGCAUUACAUUUAUACCAAUGGGUUUAUGAUUUGUCACCUGAAACAUGGACAUGGUGUUACCAGAUGUCAUUGGUGGCAUGGGAGAUGUUAAAAAAUUAUACACUUUGGCUUUGGAAACAUUCUACGCAUUUGUUUUUAGAUGUCUAUCAUUGGGUGGAACACCAUCUUUUGAUGGGUUCAUUAUCUAAAGAUUCACUGCAAGCUACAGCUAAUUGGAGUCUGCAUCAAGUACAAACCUAUAUGGAAAUGUUCUGGUCCUGGUGCAAUGCAAAUAUUUGGACUCUGGUCAAGUGAUAGUCACGUUCGUCUGUCAACUAGUCUGUUGUAGGUUUAUUUGUUCAUUGCACUACUUAAUAUUCAUCAGCAAGAUCUGACUAGCUUCAAGUACUCAGGUCUUGUUUCCACUGAAACAAUUUAUAUAUCUACUAGAAAUGCAAAUGAUAAAAAAAAAUCUAGUUUACCUACUUCUUUGAACACAUUUCUUUCUUUGAAAAGCUAACAAUGUAAGUACCGGUAUUUUGACCUUCUCUUAACUUGCACAAUCAAUUGUAUUAUAUAUAUACAAUAUGAAUUGUAUCUCUUCAUAGUCAUUUAAUGAUAAAAUGUCUCAAUUCCAUGCACCACAGAGAUUUUUUUUCUUUCCAAUUAUUUUGUGUUACUUAUUGCAUAACAUGCAUUUAUAAAUACAUUUAUACUGCUUAGAUUUGAAAUUUUUUCUCUUCCAUGAGUGUUUAACUUGUUAAGUCUAAAAUGUGUUUUUAAAUUAGGCUUUGAUUUCAAUAAGAUUUUUAUUUUUAAUGUAACUUAAUAAAAAUAAACAUUAGUUUAAUAUUUUUA